AGAUGAAUGUUAACCGUUUUGCCAUGUAGCCAAAGUUUGGCUGUGCACCAACACACACUUGGCACAGCCCAGAGGACUAGGAGCAUUUCUUUAAUCAAAGCCUCCAGGGUCGACGGGUUCAAUCUGCUUUGUUCUUAGAUAAAAUGGAUGUGUAGUGAUAUGAGGGCAGGGACGUGGAAUUUCCACCCUUAUACUGAUUUUCCAGGAUUGUCUGGGUUUGGUUUCCUAAAUGUUCAUGUAGAGAAUCUUUCAUUUGCUUGCUGAUUGACGACGGUUACACGCCAAAGCACUUCUGACAGGCUUCUUCAGCAGCUAUUCAUUAUAAAAUAUGCCACAUUUAAUAGUAUUCAAGAAAUCUCUCUCUCAACCCUUCUUAAAUUCUCCUUUUUUCUGUCAGAUGAUGUCAUCAGAGCACCUGACCUGCGGUUGGCUUCAGCAGCUCCUCGUUGUUCUUCUGAAGCUUUGCCUCACUUUUGCUGGGCCUCUGCGACCACUCAAUGGGACCGAAUGCACAGCCAAGGGUCCUGCUUCCUACAUCCUGGUCUUUACAGGUCACUGGAGCCCACAGGCCUUCCCCAAGCAGUAUCCACUGUUCCGGCCCCCUGCACAGUGGUCCAAACUCAUAGCGGUCAGCCAUAAUCGCCAUUUUCGGCUGUGGGAGGAGGGUGCUGCAGCCAGUGCAGGGGUGCAGAGCUUCGCUGAAGUUGGGGUGACGGUGGAGCUGAUGAAGGCAGCCAAGGAGGCCAGGAAGAGACGUGCCGUCGGCGCCAUGCAAAGAACAGCCGGCAUCCCUAACGGCAUCGGGCACAGCUCCACAGAGUUGGUCAUGCUGCCCCGGAGCUCGCUGUUGUCCCUGAUGGUGAAGAUGAUCCCCAGUCCAGACUGGUUCGUUGGUGUGGAUAGCAUAAACCUCUGCGAGGGCAGCCGGUGGAAACAGGAAGUGACCAUUGACCUCCAGCCUUAUGAUGCAGGGACGGACAGUGGAUUCACUUUCUCAUCUCCCAACUUCCCUACCAGCCCCCAAGAAAACAUAACGAAGAUCACAUCUCAGAUGCCGAACCAUCCAGCCAACUCCUUCUACUAUCCACGUCUAAAGGAACUUCCACCUAUUGCCAGCAUAAUGAUCACCCAACAGCGGAGAUCAUCUGACCGUCACGCCACGAUGUCCAACCACAUUCUGCCAAACUCUAUCAUUCCCCAGCGCUUCUCAGCGACACCAUUGGACUGUGAAGUGUCUCCCUGGUCUUCCUGGGGUUUGUGUCUUGGUCCCUGCUCCAGAGGUGGUGUCCGCCACCGCACACGUUACAUCCUCUUGCGGCCGGCUAAUGCUGGCGUCCCGUGCCCUGAGCUGGAGGAACAGGCUGAAUGUGUACCGCACAGCUGUAUGAAACGCCAGUAAACCACUGAGCGCACAGAUACUGCCAGUAUUCAACACUGGGACUCUCAUGUUAUCACUGCUGGACUGAGAAACGUUGCUGCAUCUUGAUAAUGCAAAGGAUUUUUAAUGUUUGUCACAGUCGAGUUGUGGUAAUGAAAGACUUGCUGCUUUACCUGUGCAGCCUGUUUGUUUUUGAGUACACUCCUGUGAGUGUAUUUGAAUGACAAUAAAGGGAAAAUGAAGUCUGAGUGUAGCAGAGCAAUAGACGGUUAAAUAAUAUUUGAAAUAACACUUUGAAUGUGUUGAAAAAAGCGAUUUUUUUGUAAAGUGUCAUGGAUGUAGAUAGAAAAAUUGAAAAGGAAGAUGCAUGAAAAAUGUGUCCCCUCAAAUACUUGUUUGUUCCUUAUCAACAACAUACACAUGUAAUGCUGAUAGUGACACACAAAUCCUCCACACACUCUUACAGGUAUGCACCCAAAGGUCCUUGCACAUACUGCAUACUUUUACAAGCAUGGAAGCAUUACUUUACGUAAGUAACCUAUACAUGCUUGGCACAUACAGCUCCUUCAAAAUAACCUGACACCCCGAUUUAUAAAUAUCACCUACACAAAAAACAUGAACUUGAGUCUAAAGAAGCUGGCCUAUUUUAUAAGAUUUUUUUUUAGAAAGGUUUUUAUAGAAAGAAAGAUAAAUAUUUGUAUUAUCUCUUUUGAUAUUUUAAUGUUGAGCUUUUGUAUAUACUGUUUGAUGUAUCUUGUAUAACUCAUAAUAAAUAUGGA
This is a messenger RNA of Centropristis striata (black sea bass), 2157 nucleotides long. It is a transcript of the gene spon2a, whose product is annotated as spondin 2a, extracellular matrix protein. The record is from RefSeq and is a predicted model, not a curated record. Bases 329 to 1399 code for a protein of 356 amino acids. Gene Ontology annotation, biological process: cell adhesion. Lineage: Eukaryota; Metazoa; Chordata; Actinopteri; Perciformes; Serranidae. Gene Ontology annotation, cellular component: extracellular matrix. The transcript has 5 exons.